CAUUUUCUUUCCACUAUUCUGAUUCAUGGCGCCCUAGUUUUUUAUCCCUGUUUGUCUCCCGUACUAUUGCUAAUUCAACUGUUUUUUUGUCGCACUAACAUCGGUUUGAAUCUCAAAUUAUAUUAAUAUCAUCUGAUUGAGCAAUGACCAUGACAGAGGCUACCAUGAUGUGUAUGUGCUUGUUGUUGCUUCAGCUCUCCAUUACAUUCUUUGUUUUCAUGUGCUGUGUGGGGAAUGGGAAUGCACGGAUCACAAGUGCUUUUGUUCGGUCUGAAUUUCCAUCUGUGGACAUUCCCCUUGACAAUAAAGUAUUUGCUGUUCCAAAAGGUUAUAAUGCACCACAGCAAGUGCAUAUCACCCAAGGUGACUAUGAUGGAAAGGCUGUCAUCGUCUCUUGGGUUACAACUGAUGAACCAGGGCCCAGCAAAGUACAAUAUGGCACAUCAGAGAAAACUUAUGAUUAUACUGCAGAGGGAACAACAACAAAUUACACCUUCUACAAGUAUCAGUCCGGCUACAUUCAUCAUUGUCUUGUUGAUGGCCUUGAGUUUGACACAAAGUACUAUUACAAGAUUGGAAGUGGCAAUUCUUCUCGGGAAUUUUGGUUUCAAACACCUCCUGAGAUUGAUCCUGAUGCUCCUUACAUAUUUGGAAUUAUUGGUGAUUUGGGACAAACAUAUAACUCUCUUUCCACUCUCGAGCAUUACAUGCACAGUGAAGGACAGACUGUCUUAUUUUUAGGAGAUCUUUCUUAUGCUGAUAGGUAUCAAUACAACGAUGUUGGUGUUCGGUGGGAUACAUGGGGUCGAUUUGUUGAGCAAAGUGCAGCAUAUCAGCCAUGGAUUUGGUCUGCAGGAAAUCAUGAAAUAGAGUACAUGCCUUAUAUGGGGGAAGUUCUUCCUUUCAAAUCAUAUCUCUAUCGAUUCCCAACACCUUAUGCAGCCUCCAAAAGCAGUAGCCCUCUUUGGUAUGCCAUCAGACGUGCAUCUGCUCAUAUCAUUGUUCUGUCCAGCUAUUCUCCAUUUGUGACAUACACACCUCAAUGGCUGUGGCUUGCUGAAGAAUUCAAAAGGGUGAACAGGGAGAAGACACCCUGGCUUAUUGUGCUUAUGCAUGUGCCAAUCUACAAUAGUAAUGAAGCGCACUUCAUGGAGGGUGAAAGCAUGCGAGCAGCCUUUGAGAGUUGGUUCAUUCUUAACAAAGUUGAUAUAGUCUUUGCUGGUCAUGUCCAUGCUUAUGAAAGAUCGUAUCGGAUCUCAAAUAUACACUACAGUGUUUCUAGUGGUGACCCCUACCCUGUCCCAGAUGAAUCUGCCCCUGUUUAUAUAACUGUUGGCGAUGGAGGAAAUCAGGAAGGUCUAGCUGGAAGGUUUAGAGACCCACAACCUGAUUAUUCUGCUUUCCGGGAAGCCAGUUAUGGGCAUUCCACAUUGGAAAUAAAAAACAGGACACAUGCAUUCUACCGCUGGAACCGGAAUAGUGAUGGGAAACAAGUUUCAACUGACUCAUUUGUAUUGCACAAUCAGUACUGGGCAAGUAAGCUGGGAAGCAGGAAACUGAAGAAGCAUAGACUUGGGGAUCUGAUUGGUUGGACUGCUCCUUAUUAACUGGAUCCAUGCACCUUGGGUUGUAGCUCGAUAUGGUUUCCCACCUGCAGUGAUGGAAAAUUGAUUUGCUGAAAACAGUUUGGAUUUCAACCCUGUAUAUAAACACACUUACAACCUUCCUUAGCCAUUAAUUUCAGGCUAUUUCUGGAACUAACAAUUUCCUUUGGAGAGUGACAGUUACAACUUUGCUCCUUCAAGUUAUUUUCAUCAUUGUUGACUGGUAAAAUUCAAUAUUCCAUGUUGAAACAAGUAGACAUUGAAACUGCCAACAGAUACCUAGCCAUUUUCAGCA
Vitis riparia (riverbank grape) is the source of this 1899-nucleotide messenger RNA. Its product is annotated as bifunctional purple acid phosphatase 26-like. Gene Ontology annotation, molecular function: protein binding; metal ion binding; acid phosphatase activity. The record is from RefSeq and is a predicted model, not a curated record. The transcript has 10 exons. The coding region runs from base 144 to 1607 and encodes 487 amino acids. NCBI's taxonomy places the organism in Eukaryota, Viridiplantae, Streptophyta, Magnoliopsida, Vitales, Vitaceae.